Messenger RNA from Myotis myotis, 2871 nucleotides. RefSeq names its product coenzyme Q3, methyltransferase (gene COQ3). Gene Ontology annotation, biological process: ubiquinone biosynthetic process. Gene Ontology annotation, molecular function: 2-methoxy-6-polyprenyl-1,4-benzoquinol methyltransferase activity. The record is from RefSeq and is a predicted model, not a curated record. The transcript has 7 exons. The coding region runs from base 607 to 1653 and encodes 348 amino acids. Lineage: Eukaryota; Metazoa; Chordata; Mammalia; Chiroptera; Vespertilionidae.
AGGAAAGGCUUUUAUAUAUUUAGAAGUAAAAUGUUAUAAAUCACCAUUCUUGCUCUAAAUGAAGUUUGCCUAGCCUUGGUAAUUAACAGUCUCCUGCUAUAUAAUGUAUGCCCUUCCAGAAUAGUGUCAGGUCACUUGCAGAGAAUACUCGGUUUAGACUUUUGGCCCUCUGACAUUGACCUUGACAAUUCUUUCUUUAGAGAAGAGUUUCCAUGCUUUUAAGAUUCUAAGAGUGUCUAACAGGAGUAUAAAUUCCCUAGGAGACAUCUGUUAAAUAUGAAAUAGAGCUACCAGGGAAUAAAAGAAAGGCUAGGACGUAGCAGGAAGCAGUAACAUGAUUGAUGGCUACUUUGGCCAUGAUGUCAUAUAGGAUAGGCAUAAUAGAAGGAUCUUUAAGUUCGUUUGUGAUAAUAGAAACAUUCUAUACUUUAAUUGCACACACAAUCUGACACGUUGAGGGUGAAUAACUAUAGCUAUGUAUAUAAAACAUCCACUAAGUGCAACCGUGAUUAGAUGGACUCCUGACUGCGCGAGAGUGAUCCCGGAACCUUUCUGCUGGGGAUCUUUUACCAGAGGGACCGGAAAAGACGUGGAUCCUCUGUCGCGAUGUGGGUAGUGCGCAAGCUGAGCUCCUGCGGGAGCCGUUCUUUAGGAGUAUGUACAUCUAGGUUUCGGGGUACACAGGCUGACUGUUCUCGUUUAACCCCGUCGGCGGAGAAUCAGCUCAGUUGGACUCUACAAAUUAAACCAUGGGUUUUCAGUAAAUACAGGAUCAUGUGGUUCAAAUCUUAUAGAAUGACCUUUGCUUGCUUGAAUACAAUGAAAAGUUACAGAUACCCUUGGACAAGACCGUACAGUACUUCUCGAACCACUGUAGACAGCAGUGAGAUGAAAACCUUCCUGGCCCUGGCUCACAGGUGGUGGGAUGAGCAAGGAGUAUAUGCACCUCUUCAUUCUAUGAAUGACCUGAGGGUGCCAUUUAUUAGAGACAAUCUUUUAAAAACAAUUGCUAAUCACCAGCCAGGAAAACCUUUGUCUGGGAUGAAGAUUCUUGAUGUUGGCUGUGGUGGUGGAUUGUUAACUGAACCUCUAGGGCGGCUUGGGGCUUCAGUUAUUGGAAUUGAUCCUGUGGCUGAGAACAUUAAAACAGCACAGCGCCAUAAAUCAUUUGAUCCAGUCCUGGAUCAGAGGGUGGAAUACAGAGUGUGUUCCCUGGAAGAGAUUGUGGAAGAGACUGCAGAAACAUUUGAUGCUGUCAUAGCUUCUGAAGUUGUAGAGCAUGUGAUUGACCUAGAAACAUUUAUACAGUGCUGCUAUCAAGUGUUAAAACCUGGUGGUUCUUUAUUUAUUACUACAAUCAACAAAACACAGCUAUCCUACGCCUUGGGAAUUGUUUUUUCAGAGCAAAUUGCAGGUAUUGUACCAAAAGGCACUCAUACGUGGGAGAAGUUUGUUUCACCUGAAAAGCUAGAGAGCAUUCUGGAGUCAAAUGGUCUGUCAGUUCAAACUGUGGCAGGAAUGAUCUACAACCCCUUCUCAGGCUGUUGGCAUUGGAGUGGAAAUACCAGCCUUAACUACGCCGCCCAUGCUGUGAAGCAGGAGCACACAGUGCCGGCCGAGCUUGUUUUAAAGGGGGAUACAGAAGAGCUCUGAGCUGAUGCCGCCACCAGCCCAGCUGUGCAUGACGAGCUGAAGAAGUGAAUGUUUCCAAGGACUGUAAGAACAUGGCUGAAAGCCUGAUGUUUACAAAACAACAGAUAUAUCAUUUAAUUUUUGAGAGAGGGUUAUGCAGAAAAGAAAAUCAAUAAAAAGGGCUAAAACCUUGGAAAAAGUUUUUGUUUCAUCUAACAGCUAUUUUCAAGGAAUUAUCCUAUGGAUAAAAAAGUUUUGUCCCGGUAUUGUGUGAUUUAGGAGUUUAGGUUCCUCAGCCUUUCUUAAAUAAAUAGGGUAGGCAUAAAUAGGAAAUCACUCCAUCUUGCAGAUUAUAUAUACUAGUGUAUGUUUUCCAGCAUGUGUGUGCAUACAUAUGUGCUAUAGUGUUUUAAUUUAAAGGAAUCGGUAUUAUCUGUGAUGUUUGGGUUGUUUUUUUGUUUGUUUGUUUGCUUGCUUUUGGUUUUAGUUGAAGGCAGUUAUGCUUCUGACUGAUGAAAACCAAAUAUAGUUUUGUACCACUUAUAUUUAAGAAGAUAACAUAUUUUUCCCUUUAAAUUUUAGUUUGUUGGAAAGCAAACUGACUAAGUAUAUGCUUAAGGAUUUGGAUUUAAACAUUAAAAUCCAGAAGUUCAGGUUAUACUGGACAUACUUUCAUAUAUUGUUCCAUAAAUGUUUUAUGGUGCUUUUUUUUUUUUAAUAGAAAGGAUUUUUUAACUCAAUUAAAAAAUUCAGUUAUGGAAAUUUCCUUUUUCAAUUAAUUUUUAUAAUUAAAGGGACGGACUUAAAAUAUAUUUUUUUGCCUCUUGACCCAUGUGAGUCCCUGGCUUUUUCUGAAGUCCAUUGCUGGGUAAGCACUUUCAUAGAGGGUGUUGGCCGAAUGUGACAAACAUGGACUGAACGCAUGGGACCCACGUGGAAGGGCAGCUUUUACCGUCGAGCCUUUUUUCACUUUUAAGCUCAUCUGUUUUCCAUGUUCCUUUGUCAAUGUUUGUUGGAUAGGGCUUCUUAGGCAAACACUUCAACCAUCUUAGCUCAUUUUCUUGUUCUCAGUGGCAUUUCAAGGGAGAAACUAAACUUUAAAGAAUUAAGAGAGAAAUUUUAACUUUAGUUGCUAAUGUCUAAUUAGGGCACUAAAAAUUAGGAGCUCCCAUUGGCCUGCUUUUAACAGUUUGAUUCUGAGCCUGAAUUCUUGUAGUUUUAUUAUUAAAAAAAAAAAAA